AUGGCAAACUUUGAAAAUGUCGCAACACCAUCAACGGAUUUUUCCGAGAGCCUUUCCAGACUCACCGAGACACUCGGUGGUGUAUCACCCCAAGAGCCAAGCAAUAGUCACACUGCCGGGCCAUCCCCACCCCCACCUCAAUCAAGCAAUCCAAACACCAGCCUGCAACGCUGGUUAUUCAAGCCGGAACCUAAGAUUGUCCAGGAGACGGCCAUCGAGUAUGAUAGAAAUGCAGCAGACGGUGCCCAAAGUGCAGGAUAUCUAAAUCAAGGAAUACACCAGACAGCACUCGACCACUUUGGGCAGCAGAUAAUUGUGCCUUGUCCGAUGGUCGUCCAAGAUGCAUUCCGAGGCGAGCUUCCUCUCAGCAUCUACCUUCAUAUCAAGUCGCGGGUAGUUUAUGACAGGCAGCCGUUACUCAAUGUACUGGAUGAGCUGCGAAUACGACGUGGCGUCGAAACAAGAUGGCUGGCGUCGGUUCAACUGGGCUUCGACCUUUUCGCAGAAGCUGCUAAUCAUCAUGGAUUGGAUCCGAGUUGGGCAGAUGCAGACAUGCCAUCUCGAUCCGCGGCUGAAGUAGAAGAGCGCAAGUUGGUGCAUACAGUCAGGUAUCAUGUUUGGGAGGCGUUCUGCUGGCGCGGUGCUAACUGGGACCAGGUCAAGAUACAGCGAGAAGAGUACCUGGCGACUUAUGGCGAUGGUUGGACAGGAGAUGACAAACUUGAAGAGAAGUUCAUACCCUGGGCGGAGUGUCCUGAGUUUCAAUACAUUUCGCACACUCAACCAUUCUAUGUCGACAUCGAUACGAUAGAGGUUGACCUAGUCAGCAGAUUGAGUCAAUUCUAG
Messenger RNA from Lithohypha guttulata, 846 nucleotides. RefSeq lists its product as uncharacterized. The record is from RefSeq and is a predicted model, not a curated record. Bases 1 to 846 code for a protein of 281 amino acids. The transcript has a single exon. NCBI's taxonomy places the organism in Eukaryota, Fungi, Ascomycota, Eurotiomycetes, Chaetothyriales, Trichomeriaceae.